Molecule: messenger RNA, 7252 nt
Organism: Lepisosteus oculatus (spotted gar)
Lineage: Eukaryota; Metazoa; Chordata; Actinopteri; Semionotiformes; Lepisosteidae
Gene: ugt8
Product: UDP glycosyltransferase 8
Biological process (GO): galactosylceramide biosynthetic process
Cellular component (GO): endoplasmic reticulum
Molecular function (GO): N-acylsphingosine galactosyltransferase activity
Source: RefSeq, a predicted model, not a curated record
GAGGCACUUAUUUCUUACACGACAGCAUCUUUCAUUCCGAAUACAUAAGAACACUCAAGAGGCGUAGUGAUACAGUUUUCGGAUCGGAACAAUGGUCCAGGGUGAAGUGUUUUUGUACACCUGCAACAUUCACGCCACUCCCUUCAGAUCCCUGUGAAUCCUGACUGCUCCGCCUCUCCGCAACAGGCUGCCAGUCUGAUCCGAAAGUGUAGUUCUCGGCGUUGGAAGGAAACUUGCACUAUUAAAACGGGGAGUAGGACAGAGCUCUGUGGCAGUGGGGUCCACGGGGCUUAUUUCUGGGAUUUUUAUAAUAGAAUAUCUUCGCCUUGCGUCUUAGCAGCAUUACAAGGAUUCGCCGGGUCGGGUCAGCUAAAAAGCCAUGAAGUUAUAUCCUGCCAUUGCCGCCUUACUGUGGUGCAUUGCUGCUGGCCUGACAUGGGCUGCCAAAAUCGUGAUUGUGCCUCCUAUCAUGUUUGAGAGCCACCUCUACAUCUUCAAGACUCUAGCUGCUGCAUUGCACCAAGAAGGGCAUGACACUGUCUUCUUGGUGUCAGAGGGCCGAGACGUGCCCCCAUCUGAACACUACCGCCUUCAACGCUACCCUGGCAUCUUUAACAGCACUUCAGCAGAUAACUUUCUGCAGUCCAAGAUGAAAAACAUCUUCUCUGGACGCUUGACUGCGCUAGAGCUCUUUGACAUUUUGGAACACUACUCCCAGAACUGUGACGCCAUAGUAGGCAGCAAGGCCGUGAUGUCUCGUCUCAAGGAAGAAAAGUUUGACCUGCUGUUGGUUGACCCCAAUGAAAUGUGUGGGUUUGUUAUUGCUCAUUUCCUAGGAGUGAGGUAUGCAGUUUUUAGUACUGGUCUCUGGUAUCCUGCUGAAGUAGGGGCACCGGCUCCUUUAGCAUAUGUCCCCGAGUUCAACUCCCUUCUAACAGACAAGAUGAACCUAUUCCAAAGGAUUACAAACACUGCUGUCUACCUGGUAUCCCGCUUUGGGGUGCAGUUCCUGGUGCUACCUAAGUAUGACAGGAUAAUGAAAAAGCAUAAUAUACAGCCUGAAGUCUCUAUGCAUGACCUGGUGCAUGGGAGCCGGUUGUGGAUGCUUUGCACUGAUAUGGCUCUGGAGUUUCCCCGUCCUACUCUACCUCAUGUGGUGUAUGUUGGUGGCAUCCUCACUAAACCUCCAAGCCCUCUCCCAGAGGAAUUUGAAGUAUGGGCUAACAGAGCAGAAGAAAAUGGCUUUGUGCUGGUUUCAUUUGGAGCUGGUGUUAAGUACUUGUCAGACGAUAUUGCAAAGAAAUUGGCAGGAGCACUGGCGCGUCUUCCUCAGAAGGUUAUCUGGAGGUUUUCAGGAACUCCACCAAGUAAUUUGGGAAACAAUACUAAACUUGUGGAAUGGAUGCCACAAAAUGAUCUUCUUGGUCACACAAACAUUAGAGCAUUUCUUAGUCAUGGAGGAUUGAAUAGUAUUUAUGAAGCAAUGUACCAUGGUAUUCCAGUAGUAGGAAUCCCAUUAUUUGGUGAUCACUAUGAUACAAUGACCAGAGUGCAGGCGAAAGGAAUGGGCAUUAUGCUAGAAUGGAAGAAGAUGGCAGAAGAUGAUCUGUAUGAAGCCAUUGUUAAAGUGAUAAAAGAUAACAGGUACAGACAACGUGCACAGCUGCUAUCUAACAUACACAAAGAUCAGCCUGGACACCCUGUGAGUCGAGCUGUCUACUGGAUCAGUUACAUUCUUCGUCACGAUGGAGCUGAUCACCUACGUACUUCAGUUUAUGACAUUCCUUCAUAUCAGUACUUCUUGCUAGAUGUAGCUGGUGUACUGAUAGUAGCACUCCUGGUAAUCUUCUAUGCAGUCUAUCGGAUAGUGAGACUGAUUGCUACAAGGAUUCAUUCCACCUCCACAGCAGUCAAGGCCAAUGGACAUUGUUAUAAUGGUAUACCUAAUGGAAAACACAAAAGGAAUGGCCACAUUAAACAUGAUAAGAAGGUAAAAUAGAAUAGUUUACAGUCACUUAGCCAGCUGAUGCAUAGAUUCUAUGCGAGUGACAGUACCAACAUAGAUAACAAAGUUGGUAUUUUAAAGGGAAAUAAAUGGAAGUUAAAAAAAAAAAACUUAAGUGAUCUGGGAGGCCAAAGUCCAUAUCUAAAAGUCACUUAAAAUAGUUUUUUUUGGAAACACCUUUGUCUUUCCUGUGGAAAACCUGAUUUGUUGUGGCAGAACUUAAUUGGUGAGGUGUUAUGAAUGUUGAAUCUAUUCUUGAAAAUGAGGUUAAUAUUAUAAUUUUUUUAAAUAACACUUUAUAACAUGAAACUACUUUACUGCUGAAUAUCAGGUAAAUAAAAUAAAAACCAAAUUUCUUCUUUAUUACUAUUAAACUAAUGCAAAUUAAUAUUUUUGUCAAACACAAGACUAAACAUAUUUGUUCUAUUAUUUUCUUUUACCUUUUAAUACUAAGGCCUUAAUUUGUUCACAAAGGCACCCAAAUACACCUGUCACGUACACAAGUCCAUCUCUGUGCAUGAUGUUCACACAUACUGUAUGCUUAUGUUGGGAGCCAACCAGACUUGAACAGUAAGUUCAAUUUCAAGACAAAAACUGACAUUUUGAAUGACCCAUAUAUUAGCAUUCUACUGUUCACCCUAAAAAUGUGAGAAAACACGUUUACUUUCCUUUUUCAAUUGUAGAAGCUGCAUUAUACCGUAGACACCACAAUAUUACACAUAAGCUAUCUCACUUCAUGUUUAAAGUUUUACUAUGCCUUUACAGGUGACAUUCCAAAGUUAACAUUACACUUUCAGAGGAAUACACCCCAGAAUCAUGGAAGUAGUGUUGUCAGCUGAACCAUUCAGUUAAUAAAAGAUAAGCAACAAUCUGACUUCUUCCAUGGCAUUUGUUAGUACCUAUCUCUAGUUUUUAUUUCCUCUGCAGAUUAGGUAAAGAUAAAAGAACUAGACAGAAGCAUUUCAAGCUCUUCACAUUCUAAAGUAAGUACAUUAAACUUUCAAUUUAGGUUAGGUUAUUGUAUUUCUAAUGUCGUUGCGAGUAUGCAGUGCUUCAAAAGCUCAUCUGAGUCAAUUUGGAGUUGCAGUUUCAGUCAAAAAAGUGUGUACGUGUUUGUGUAAAAUUACUUUCUUAAUAUGUUCAUGUUUUUUGUUGAAUUGUGUCCCAAGUUCUUUAAUUUAUGGUUGCUUUUUGUAUUUUAUAUACCAGUUUUAGGUAAAUGAAUAAUUAAACUGCUCUGUUUAUGCUGUGAAUGUAUUGAUAUAUGAAGAAUAAGGCAUACAUCCUGAGUAAGUUGCUUUUUGUUUUCCUUUAGUUUUAUUUUUUUUUCUGUUUUUUACAUCCAUAUAUUUUGUAUACCAAGCACAUUUUUUCAAAAGUAGUUUUAGGAAUACGAGAAUAAGUCAUAUAAAGCAGUGUGUGUAAUCUGAAUUUUACACUUAAACAAGACAUAAAGAUGUAAUAUUUUAAUAUUCAAAAGGAGAGGUGAUCAGAGGAUAUUUCUGAUUGGUAUUUUAAUAUUUUAUUAUGCUGAGUCCUACUUACAAUAAAAGUUUGUAAAAAACAAUUUAAGAAAAUUCCUGAAGGAAUUACUUCCAUGUUUUCAGCAUAUCUCUGUUAUGCUAAUAUAAUCAAAGACAAAAGAAGAAACUAUUUUUAACUAAAAUAAUUAAACACAUUUUUGUGAAUUUUACACAUUUUAACUUUCAACUAUUAUUAAAAUCAUACCUUCUCCAAAAUAUUCCAAGAUAAUGAAAAUAUAGUGCAUAUAAAUUGAAAAAAAAAAUGAAACAAGAAAACCUUUAUCACUAUCAGUUUGGAGUAAUGGCAAAACAAUUAACUAAACAUCUUACCAUCAUUACCUUGAUUACUUUCAGAUUUUUCUCAAAUGUUAGUCUCAAUUUGAACUGCGGAGAAAUAAUUUAAAAAAACAUAACCUAAAAAUCUUUUAGUGAUUGGUAUAAAUCUUUUCUCAUGCAAGAAAAUUCCACUAUUUUGCUAAAUUAUUUUCUGAUCGUCGUUCAGAAAUGAUGCAGGCAACAUGUUGAUGACUGCCUCAUUAAUUGUGUACACUGAAUAUUGACACCAGUUUUACUUGUUCUCGUCAGUUUCAGUAUUAAGUGACAUUGAGGUAAUUAAGGUUUCAUAUCGAAAAAGUUGUGUGUAAUUUUUCCAAUACCAGGUGAACAUUGUUUUACUUUGCUUGGUCUUCUCUGCGCAUUCUGACAUUCAGACAAUACCACAAGAGGUAAGUUUCCAUACCUCAAGUAAUCUCCACGGUAGCACUUGCUUCUACAAUAGGUAUAUUCAGAUGCCUAUUGCUAUUCUCUCUCAGAGAGAGACCAGGCCUAGCUAUGAAUUUGAUACAAUUUAGCCAUGAAAUCUGAAUCUUCUCAAUGAUUGUUCAAAGAAAAUCUCAACCAUGUGCUUUUUCUAUUUUUAAAUGCAGAAAAAGUCAUAAAGAAGUGUUUAUUGGUACUCAUAUUUUCCCAGUUCAAUUUAAGAUUCAGACUGCUUGCUGUUGAUGAAGAUAAUGUCUUGUGCAGUGCUAAAGGAUUUCAUUUGAUAACAAAAUUAGGUCUUAUUUGUUUUCAUUAAAUUCACGAGUAUCCUUGUCUUGAUAUUCACAGGCAAUUUAAACAUAAAAGUAAAAUUGCAAGCUAUGAUGGAGAAUGGAUUGCCUAGCCCAUCAACAAACUGCCUACCACAUACUGUAAAACAUAAGACCUUGUUGACUAUAGUUACCAUUUUAAAUAUAAUUACUGUUAAUAUAAUUAGUAUUUUUUUUAUAUAAGUACUGUUUCAGUUAAGCCACCUAAAAAGCAGUUUGUUUUCUGAAAUGUGAGUGACAUCUUUGACAAAUUGGAUGAAAAGGACAGGUUCAGACAGAAGUCAGUACAGUCAUCAAAUUUUUACGUGCAAGUUAGAAGGUGCUUGUUUGAAAGACCAGAUCCUUUUCGUGAAUGACACCUGUUCAGUGUUUUCUCAGCUAUGUCAAAUGUGUGUAUACAGUAUUUAAUUGAAAGGUCAUUUUAGCCUGUUAAUGUGAAAUAAUCCACUUGAGACCUGGGUAGUCGUGAGUUCUCCAGAAGCAGGGUGCCCAGUCUUUUGGCAUUGUGGAGCUCUCCACUUUCUGAAGAGUGGCUCUGUGUGGCUGUGAAACUGGAGUGACUGUGAAAAGCUAUUAUCGGACACUGGUGGUGUCUCAUCCAUCACAGCCACAGCAACUUGUAAGGUGGCAUAAGUGACAUUGUAAAAGGAUUGAGUUUGAUUAUCACAUACAGUAUAACAAAAGAAGAACAAGAUCAAAGAUGUAGCAAUAAGUCAGAUGUUGGGGAUGAUAUUGACUAAGAUAACUGGUUAUAAUAAAGGCACAAAAACUACAAUUUUUCUGAAUGAGUUACACUUGAUACUUUACAGUCCCAUUUCCUUUUUUCAUUAAUGCUUUUCUAAUCUUCUAGUGAAAAAUAAAAGAUGGAACAAAAUUCAAAACAGACAUAGUUAUACUACAGAUGAAACCACAAAUAAAAUACAGCUUUGAAUUGUUGCCUUUUUAACUGCAAAAAUGUCACCAUGCUGAAAUCCAGUUCAGCAUUGCUUACUCAGUGUAGUUUAAAUUCACUCUGCAAUUCAGUCUGUGGGGAUUCCUCUCAAGCCUGACAAAUACAUCAGUGCACCCUACGCACAUAGAUAUUAAUUUGCCUUUUAAGGCAAAAGAGCAGUACAUAUCAGUCCUAACAGUAAAACAAAUGCAAUAUUCUUAUAAAAAUCAUUUUUAUUCACUUACCAAAUGAGUCAGUCUUUAUUUACUGUUGUAAAGUGACUGAUGACUUUGCCCAAUUGAAGAGUUACACUGCAUUAAUCUAAUAUUUAAAGCCUCCAAGAAAUUAUGUAAAUUAAUUGCAUUAUUUGAUGCAUAUCAGCAGUGAUCAUCAAUUAGCAUUCUUAAAUUGGUUAAAUAUAUUAUUACAAGUUGUUUUUUCAGGAAAAUAUAGGUAGUCACAUUGCAAUAAGACUUUAAGAAGUUCCUCCUGUUUCUGAUUCAGAUCAAACAGUCUGAAAUCUUUAAAUGGGGAAAUAUUGAGAAAAUCCUUUGAGCUUCUGUUUGCCCCACCUUAUCAUGUUCCAUGGUGUCAUCAGGAAAAAUUAGAUUAUUGAAGCAAAAAUUAAUGUGUAUCAACUAGAACAUCAAAAACAUUGAACUUUUAUCACAGAUGCCUUCUGGAAGUUUUACAGUUUCAUCUUUACAAUGUUUUAAACUUGGGACACUUCAUUUUUGUUUCCAGACAUUUCAAAGGCAGUUGAAUUUAAUUUCACAUGUUGAAAUAUUUAAGACUGUUUACAUAGUCUUUGCACUAAUUAUUUGGAAGUUUUCUUAUACAAUAUACUGUAUCAUGACUGUUAGAGAAUAGAAAUGUUCCACAAACUAAGAAAAACAUAUAUGGCCUUUUGUGCCUCUGUGGCCUUACCUUUUGGAGUACCAUCUCACUGUGAGCCUUUUCUAUCUGUACAAAAGUGUGCAAACAGUAUAAUAUUGCAGAAAGAAGAAACAACUUUAUGUCAAUACUUGAAUAAGUGGAAAUUUAAAGAGCAUUUGCAGUUCUCUAAAACUCUUGUGUAGUAGCAUUAAGUGUGCAGAUAUAUUUAGGCUAUGAAGAGAGAGAUGGAAAAUAAAAGUAUAUGAAUAUGUCCAGAUUGGUUGUUUCCUUACAAUUUCAGUAUUAAAAGUAAAGGGGGAGUAAUUGACAUGCUGGUAAACAGCACUUUAAAGUAAAAUGUAUGUGUUGCCUUCUCUCUUUUGUAUGGAUUUACAUGGACACAAUACCUUUGUUAAAGCUGUGAGUCCUAUAGACAAUGACCGCUUGGUAGACAACAACUAAAAAGGAAAAAAAAAGAGCAACUAGUAAUUAAUGCCUUCUUUAGCUAAGCUCUGGACCAAGCACCUUCAUCUGUAGUUUACUGUAAUAUCACAGCUUUUCCACUGAAGAAUGGCAAAUGCUCCCCUUUCUGUUUGAGGUUGUCAACUUGAAGGACUAUUUUUAUUACCUAAAAGAGAAUUGUUGCUUUGUACACACUAAAGAUCCGUUAUACAAAUAUGAAUAUACGAAUGAGAAUAUUCUAAUGAUUUAAUAGGUGCUGGCCUUGUAGAUGUUUUUUCAAAUUGGUAUCUGUUGAUGUUUGUCCAUAUUGUAAAUAUACUAUGUAAUAAUAAAACUAAUGCAUAAUAAAUGUUACAUACUUCCUUUG